This is a messenger RNA of Trichoderma atroviride IMI 206040, 905 nucleotides long. Lineage: Eukaryota; Fungi; Ascomycota; Sordariomycetes; Hypocreales; Hypocreaceae. The record is from RefSeq and is a predicted model, not a curated record.
GGAAAUGCGUUAGCCUCUUCUUUUUCUUCUUUGCGACACUCAAUGCACAUUACCAAAGUUUCGUACGAUAUAUCUUCUAUCAUCUUUCAAUGAGAAAAAGACUCCAGCCUUAAUAUAAAGCCCACUUUCGAUACGUUUUUUAGGCCUAUGUUUGAACGCCAUGAGACAGACAUCUCGUACCCAGCGGCCACAGAGCAGAAACAGAGGGCGCCAGAAGUCCAUGCAGCAAUUGAGCAUACGACAGACAACGAGAAUCACAAACAUUAUAUAUACCACACCGUGGCUGCUUGGGGGUUAACAGCGACUCUGAACAUCAUCCCAGAGCAAGUCAGGAGAGGAUCUGAGAACGGGGGAUGUUGGAGGAUAUAUCCAAUAUGCAACGCUGUUGCGCUGCGGAAUCAAAAGCACUUGCUUUGGCUCGGAAAUCGAGGGCAUCCCUGCGAGAUGUUCCUGAUACUGGUUGCGACAACAACGCUUAUACACUGGUACUGCGUGCUUCGCCUUUUCAGCCAGCCGAAAUGGAGGCAUAAAUAUUUAUCACAGACAUUAAUGGCGACAUUCAUCACUCUGAUAGCUUUGGGGGGAAUCGUUCAAGACUCGGCCACAGUCUUUCUUCGCGUUUUGCCCGCCGUCAUAGACAUGUACGCCUCAACAUGCCUCGCUCGGGAUUAUCUAGACGGAGGGUUAUAAAGAAUAUUGGAGACCGUAGCAGCUUCUCAUACAGCGAGGCUCAUGUGUUCUGAAAAGGCAGAGGCUGUGUAGCAAGGGUGAAUCUUUUCGCAAGUUUCGUGUUGUUUGUUUUCACUUGGUUUUCCAUAUAUGCGGAUAUAUAUCGUGUUGUCGUUUUUAUUGUCGCCAUUGCUUCUUCAAAUAGGUAGCUGAUGACAACAGAAUAUGUACUUUUC